Molecule: messenger RNA, 1717 nt
Organism: Sturnus vulgaris (Common starling)
Lineage: Eukaryota; Metazoa; Chordata; Aves; Passeriformes; Sturnidae
Source: RefSeq, a predicted model, not a curated record
GGAAUAAUGUGGCUCCUGACAGCGUGCAGCUCUGCGUUUGUCGGUCAGGGCCUGAUCCUGUGAAUUGCUGAACUGAAUUAAUUAAGAGCCUAAGAUACCAUUAAGUCCAUGGGGACUGACAGUGCUCAGCACUACUCAGUGUUGAGGCCCUUAAAUAAAAGCCAACCUACAAAUUCCAAUUCAUGCGAGUAACAAUAUUGCACACAGCUACAGUGGGGACAUGAAUUAUUCACAUCAGUGUAGCAUGAAAGAUGCAAACAGCAAAGCCUGUUUAAAAUAACACACAAAUACUCAAUGUUUCUGUGAUAUGUGGGAGGGUUAUCAUUUGGCCCAUUUUUCACUCAUAUGCAUAUUGCUUUUAUUAAUUGCGUGCAUAGGUCUGAUAUGAAGAUGUGGAAAAAAUAUAUACAGGAGAUAGACAUCUAAUAAACAUUAGUAGAAAACGAGGAAAGAAGGUUCCUGAUUAGCAUUCUUCCCAUAUGAAACUACUAGAUUGUAUCGGAGUUAAGUGUUUUACCAUUCUUUUUUUUUAACCAUUAUCUGAUCAGAGAAGCAUAAAAAGCACUUUAUUGCCUUUUUUUUUAUCCCUGUGCUAGGAGCCCUCUGCAGGAAGUGAAGCUGAAUUUCACAAAUCUUCCCUUUCUGACGUCUCCCGAAUUUCUAGGAAUACCCCUUCCCUGUUACUAUAUUUGGUGGUAGUUUCUAGGAAAAAAAUAAUUUUCGGACGGUCUUAGACUCACCACACCUCCUCUCCGAGGACUGUGCGCCCCGGGUCUCCUGGCACGGCCCCCGCGGAGUUGAGGAGCUCACGGCUCGGGCUCACAACUCCCGGCGCAGACUGCACGUCUUUGUAGCACUGUUGGAGGAAUGAGCAUGGAGAAGGAGUGGGAAGGGGAGAGGUGUCUUUGUGGCAACAAUGAGUGAAUCUUCUCUAGUUUUUUUCCUGGCGGCUGCUCUUUUUUUUUUUCUUUCUUUCUUUUUCCCUCCCUGCACUUUUUUUUUUGCCCCCUUUUUUCAAGGAAGAGGAUCUUAAUGAAAGAAGAAAAAAAAAAAACCUCUGGAUUUUUUUUUCCCCCUCCGUUUCCCCUCUCCCCCUCCCCUUGAUGUGGCCUCUUGUUUAGCUUGUGGCGUGACCGUGAUGAAGAAAUGUUUCAGGGCGCCUGGCAGGGUGAUCUUUUUAUGUAAUGAGUCAGGAUUUUGCCAACGGAAGGAGCCGGCUCGGAGCGAGGACCGAAGGGCUGUCUCCUUUCAAGAACGGGGACCUGCCCGGAGAGCGGCUCCCUGUGCUCGGGAUCCCCGCUCGCUGCGGGCGCUGAUCCAUUCCCAUUCCCGGCUCGCGGGGGCACCGCCGCGGGCACUGACAAGUGGAAAAGCUCAGAAGAAAUCCACAUUAGAAAGCCACACAGAAAAGCUGUCAAGGACUCAGAGUAGGCAAAAAAAAGAACCAGAAAACCCAGUCACACAAAUAUUUGCACUAUGGGAAUGUGGUGAGUCUCUCUCUCUGGUUAUCAAGAUAAAUUAUGUUGUAACUGUCAUCUCUCUCAUUCUCCAAGUUUUCAAUGAAAUUCAGCUGGUUAAAAUCUAACCUUUCCAAUCAAAGCUCAGACUGUGGUCUCCAUGAGUCAGGAGUUGCUCUAUGAAAUAACUGCAAUUGUCUUUGGGGGUUCUGUUGGGCGGGUUGGUUUUUUUUGUUUGUUUGCUGCUUUUUUUUUUGUUU